AUGGCUGCCACUUCAGAAACAUCACAGUCCUCGUUGCCGAUCCUCGGGCCGAUACGAAAGACCCUCUCGCCGUUCGAACUUGUGAUCACUUGCAAUCCACCGAUCCUCGAAUCACUCCUCGCCCAAGUGCCGACCGAGACCAUCUUCAGGCUAUACCAGACUUCAUCGUACCUACGGGACUUCUUUUCGAGAUCUCCCACGUCCUGGCGAUAUAUCUCAUGGCGUCUGUAUCAACCUGCAGCCACCACCGCCGCCGUCACGGUUAACCUCUCUGGAAACGCAUCACGGUCAUCGAGCAAUUACGCCCUUGAUCAAAUUAUCCUCACAGUCAUAAACCCCUUCAGCACCAGACUGGCCAGCCUGGAGUUGGACAAUACGGCCGUUAGUGGCACAACCUUGACGUCUACCGUGCUGAUAUUAAGGAGAGAGACUCUUCGCCACGUAUCGGUCCGAGGGUGCAAGAAUGUCUCUUUAAAAUACCACAUCAACCCAUGGCUGCAAAUGCACGCCUUGGCUCGCGAAUCCCCAGAUGCCGGAGGGCCCCCUGGUUUCGAGAAACUGGCUCUGAAGAGUUUAUAUACCUAUCGAUGCCGCCAUCAUAGGAGGAGACCCUAUCUACCGAGUAGUCUUGCGCGGAAGGAGAGCGACAGUGAACCCACUCAUGAACUGGUCUUGACAUGCCAUAAACUAGGCAUCUGGACAGAUACCGCUUGGUGCACCACGCCCGGAGCCAGGUGUUAUCGCCGGAGAGGAUAUGUGAAACUGCGCAUGCCGCAGGAUCCCAGGGAGGUCUGGGUGGUCUAUGAUCGUCUGUGGAGGAGCCGGAAUUGGCUGGGCCCCACCGAGCAGCCCAAAACCUAUUCGUUAAUGAAGAAGCGGAAAUGGGACUGCAGGAGUUGGGAAAUUGACGAGGAAGGCAUGAACGGCGAAGCCAUUGGGACAGGCCUAGAGGGCAAAGCAACGCCGGCGCAUCUAAGAGAGUCCCAUCGAAAAUUUGUUGAAAAUAUCACUUGCCACAACUGUUCGGUGGAGAUCCUCGAGCGAUGUGAACAAUGCUCUGUAAUGAUGCACUGUGUCGGGUGCAGGAAGACAUUAUGUGCCAGUUGCGCCUUCGAUCGUCCUUAUCUGCGAAACAAGAAUGCUCCCGAGGAAGAGCGAAACAAGUUCUGGUGGGCUCCCGGUUACGCCGUCUCUCCGUGUUCUAUGCAAGAUCAAGACUUACCUCCAAAUGGAGCGGCCAACGGCAACCAAAACGCAAACGCGAACACUCUGCCGAAUAUCAAGUUCAAAUGGUGCUGUACAGAGCCACUCUUUUCGGGUGGUGGUGGCAUUACCUUCAGCAACAGUUCAAAUCGAGAUAGCGAUCGCAUUCGCGCAGCACCGCUCCCAGCUGGACAAGGAUGGGAGGACCCUGAAUUUGACCAUCAUCUUCCCAACUUUUUCUGCCUAAAAAGUUGGCGGGGACCCGGCGACGGUCCUGGAGGCGUUUGGGGGUCCAUCAAUGAUCUUUUCGGCGCCGUCGAAGAUCUGAACACUGGAGAACAUCCCUCGUCAGUACCUAGGGUAUUGUGUGAUGAGUGCUAUAGUUCAGAGCAGUGGAAGUUCAAAUGCAAGGCUUGCUCGACACCAAUUUGCAUCAAACAUGAUAUUGGCGAUCGUGUCAAAGCUCGGAUAUGCGGCUACAGAGAAUUGUCUGUCGAGAAACAGGAGUUCAAGGCGAGCGAGAAGGCCUUAAAGUUGCUCACUAUGCUGCGGCAACCGAAAAGAAAACAACAAACUGAAGCAGGGCAAGUGGAAUCCGCCGAGAUUGGGAUGCUUGCCAGCUCACCGAAAGUUGGUAAAACUGCCGUCAAGUCACGCCCCUUAUUCCCUCAAUUAUCCUCGCCAGCAGCAACAGGCUCCGCAACCCCUGAAGCUUCGAUGAACGCGGAAGUUGGAAGCGCUUUGAGACCAGCGCGAACAAAUCUAGUGGAAGUUGAUCGGCCCCAGCGUCCACUAUCACCAGCUUCGAACAGCACCGGGCCACAGUCCCGAUCAACGUCCCCAACACCCUCAGCACAUUCAAUACCCGCGACACCUGAGCCGAGCUCCGCGCCUCGACGGCCAGCUCGACCUGACAUUGAGUCACAUCCCAGAUGGCGAGGUUGUAAGGCGUUUUUCUGCCCGCCAUCGCGUUCCGCGCCAGGCGACCACAGGCGACGCUGUACAGCGGCCAUGAAGCCCUGCAUGGAAUGCAAAGUCUAUGUUUGUGCUGAUUGUGCUAACACCCUUGAUCCCCCGUGUCCUUGCAAGGGAUGUCGAUCUCCACAGAUAGAAGGGGACAAUCACGUAUCUGUAAACGUCUCACCGAAUACUGGAUCGUCCGAUGCACCUUUGUUUUUCUGCCCCAACUGCCGGUGGGAGAGAAUGCGAUCUGGCAAAUGCAAACGGAGGACACCAGCAUUUUUGGGUGCUCGGUCGUGGCAUAGCAAGAAGACAAAGAAGCGGAAGGAUAAGAUACGCAAACCUCUAGAAGCCCGACGGACUAGCCACGGAUCAGGGGCGAGCCCCUCAAGCACAGAAGAGGCGAUCGAUGGGCUGGUGGAGUUCUUCACGAGUCUGAACGUUCAAUACCCUAGUGUGAGCCACCCCCAAACAGAAACGAGCGUGCCGUCGCGGUCAGGUGUUGAUGGCCAAGCAGAGGGAGGAAGCAAUCAGCACGAUAUCCAGGAGUUAGAAGAUAUGGGCGCUCUGGCCCGGGACUUGAUUCGCCGGAUCCAACGUUUGAGAGACCAAUUUCCCCCGGGGUCGCUGGCCGCUCUCGCUCUCCCGGAUAUUCGUCUAGAAGACGAAGCAGAAGUCGCGGUAAGGAUCGCACGGACAGCGAGCGAAGCGGCUCGAGCAAUGAACCCCCAGGCGUUGGCGAUUCAGAUGGCAGCAGAGCUCGCAGAUGCUCACUAUCACGGUGGGCAUGUCGCUCUGCAUUCUGUACCUGCGCCGACGAAUGAGAAUGGUAAUGCCGAGGACCAUCAGUUCGAGCAGGCCAGGAACCAGAUUCCGGGUGCGCAUGAGAACAGAAUCGAAACCCCUGGACCAGCGGAAUUGCUCGAGGACGAAGAAUUGCAGGAUGAAGACGACGGACAAUUCGAGGAGAGGGAAUCAAGUACAGAAUAA
This is a messenger RNA of Cladophialophora psammophila CBS 110553, 3153 nucleotides long. RefSeq lists its product as uncharacterized. The transcript has a single exon. Bases 1 to 3153 code for a protein of 1050 amino acids. The record is from RefSeq and is a predicted model, not a curated record. Lineage: Eukaryota; Fungi; Ascomycota; Eurotiomycetes; Chaetothyriales; Herpotrichiellaceae.